Messenger RNA from Sinocyclocheilus grahami, 2511 nucleotides. Its product is annotated as platelet glycoprotein Ib alpha chain. Lineage: Eukaryota; Metazoa; Chordata; Actinopteri; Cypriniformes; Cyprinidae. Gene Ontology annotation, molecular function: protein binding. The record is from RefSeq and is a predicted model, not a curated record. Bases 259 to 2331 code for a protein of 690 amino acids. The transcript has 3 exons. Gene Ontology annotation, cellular component: plasma membrane.
GGUUCAGUACUCGGAUAUAUUGUUUAACUGCUAUAGAGUUCAGUUGUUGCAGAAAUGACCGUCUUCCAGGAAACUUGUUUUUGUACCCAAGAAAAGCUCAUUGUGGGAAUUGAUGAAUAUAUGCUCAUAUAUGGAGAGCUUGUGGUUGGUGUUUGACUCUGAGGAAGAGAGAUAGAGCUGUGAAUCCAGAGCCCAGAGGAAACAGGCUUCAUACAGACUCUUGCAGCUCCGCAGACACCAGCGCUCAGAGCCUUCAUCAUGCCACGCUUCAUCAGCACCCUGGUCUUCCUCAUGAUACGGUGCUUCAUCGUCACGAGCAGCAGCUGUCAGAGCGACAGGAACCAGGACCAUCGGCCCCGCGUCAGCUGCGUGAGUCAGGGACUGACGGCUGUUCCCGCCGGCAUCGACGCAGACACGCAGGUCCUGGUUCUCACUGGAAACCAGUUCACGUCUCUGUCCUGGUCCAUGUAUUCUGGAUUCUCAGAGCUGCACGAGCUGGAUCUGAGCCACAAUCACAUCAGCACACUGGAGCCGCCAGGUCCAGUGCUGGAGAAGCUGAGCGUCUUGCGUUUGUCUGGUAACAGGUUAACUGGUUUGGGAGGACUGAUGUUCCGCUGCGCUCCCAGUCUGAUGGAGAUCUACUUGGACAGGAACCAGAUCCGUUCCCUUCACGACAGCACCUUCAGCGAGCUGCCGCGUCUGGAGGUCAUUAACCUGUCUGAGAACAAGCUUCCCGCGCUGCCUCCGCGCCUCCUGGAGCGCGUCUCCUCCGGCGGCCUAAAGACGUUCGACUUGGAGAAUAACAGCGUCUCGCUGAUGCCCGAUGGGUUCUUCUCAUCCAAACCCGAGCUGCCUUACGUUUACCUGACCCACAAUCCCUGGCUCUGCAGCUGCGCGGUUGGUUACCUCCACAGCUACCUGAACGACCAGGAACACAACGUCUACAUGCACGACGGACCGAACGACAUCGUUCCUGCUGCCGACUCCGUGGUGUGUUCGGGACCACCUCACCUGCUCAAACGGCCCAUCAUUGAACUGGAGGAGAAUGACUUCUGUCCACCAGAUCCAAUGGAUCCUGCACUCCCUCAUCCCAGAGGGGACCAAGAUGCCAAACCCUCUCGUAUUCUUUCAGAUCUCGAACUCCCUCAUGUUCUUCCAACAAACUCAGUAAAACCAAUUUCCCCCACUCAAACGGCAACUGCUCCAUACAACACCGCCACAGGCGCCCACCUGCCCGAUUCCACCAAAUCCUGGACCUCUGUUGAAAGGUAUUGGGUCACUGAGACCUGGACCAAAAUCUGGUAUGAAUUCUGGACAGAGUAUUUUAUCUCGACUCCAACGACCAGUCCGUAUCUUCCCACUCGAGACGCCCUAGAACCAAACACCUGGAAAACAGUCACGUUCCAACCCACAUCAAACCCUGUGCCGCCAACCACUGGUCCAAUUAUUGCCGAAUCCCAAAGUCAGGAUACUGGCCGACCUGAACCACACACUUUCAGGGCAACGAUUGCAUUCAACACCACCUUUGGACCAAUUAUUGACCAACCCCAACAUCAAAGUACGGCCCAACCAGAACUGCACACGAUUAUGGUCCAAACUGAACCCCCAACCGCCAGACGGGUCACUCCCCAAGCAGAACCGCCAGCCAGCAUUGAUCCGCACUGGGCAGAUGCUCAGGGAGCGUAUGGACGGCUGCUGCCGUGGUGCUGGUGGCUAUUUGCCGGCUUUGUGUUUCUGUGUGUACUUUCUGCUCUCACUUCCUGUUUCCUGUUCCUUUGGCUUCUCAGAAACUACCUCGUGCUCUACCGGCGGCUCAAGCGUCACGUCUUGGCUCGCUCGAACAGUGGGGUCGCCCUGCGGGCUUACAGACGCACCGAAAACAUGCACGGAUUGGAGAAUGCGGGCGAGAGUGUGAGCUUUUUACCCCUCGAACAGAUCAAAGACGUUCAAGCUGUGUUCCGGAGCGUCCUCUUCAUCUCCAGGGAUGAGCAACAGCAGACGAGAGAGACUAAAGGGGACGUUUCUUCCAAAAUAGAACUGGUGGGAGAUAAGGAACGAGCGCCGAAGGCGAGCGGGGAAGUGUUCAGGAAGACGCUGUACAGAGUGAUUAGCCGAGAAGAGGAAGCAGACGUAUGGACAGAGGAAGAGGAGCACUGGGCCCCGAGCGGAGCGGGGAUGAAUGCACGCUACAGCCUGAUCCUGAGGGAGGAGAGAGGGCAUCAGAGAGAGAUGCACUGGGUGGUUGGGGAGUGGGAGAUUGGAGCUGGGGGCGUGGCCUGUGAGAGAUCCUGCUCUCUGAUUGGCCAGCCCUCCGCAGUCGCUCUAGAGUAAACUGCUGGUGGACGUAAUUUGAUCUCUUCCAACAUUUCUGAACUUUCCAGUAUUGCUAGUUGGUUCUAAGCCAAUGAAAUAAAAUGUUCUUCUCAGCUACAAACAAUGGAAUGCUUGCACUUUAUUCCGUCCACUUUAGACAUUCUAUAUGUAGUAACUUUGUGACUACACAUCAACUAA